UAAAGCUUGCAGUUUACAGUUUGAUGUUAAUAACAUACGACUCAAAAAGGCUACAACUAUCAUACUUCUCGCACUAGCCUACAGGUUUUCUUAUUUGUUGUUUCCGUCGCACAAUUGCUAAGUCGAAAAUCUGUGUGGCUGGUAAACACAGCUUUUCGUUCUAGUAAAAUAAAACGAACCCAGUCAUUAGUAAUAGUUUACAAUACAAGCAUAACCAUUCCGUAGCAUUUAGUAUAAUUCAGUCGAGUUGUUGUUGCCGCCAUCGACUCUCGCAAAAUGCCCGCAGUGCGCAAAUAUCGUCGCGAAACAAGUGAAAUCAGUUGCUGCCUCAAAUAUUUGCUCUUCACCAGCAAUGUACUUAUCUGGCUGACAGCACUUCUUGUGCUCGCCAUUGGCAUUUGGGCCUGGAUGGAAAAGGAUAUGUUCCGUAAUAUCAGCAAGCUCACCUUUAUCGCACUCGAUCCCGCUUUUGUGCUCAUCAUAUUGGGCAGCAUCACCUUUAUGCUGGGCUUUAUGGGCAGCGUGGGUGCACUGCGCGAAAAUACCUGCCUCUUGGGCGCCUAUGCCAUAUUCUUAAGCGUGCUGCUACUGAGUGAGAUUGGCUUUUGCGGGCUGGCGUUUGUGCUCAAGGACAAAGGCUGGAUCAAAGAUCAGGCCACCGAGGGCCUGCGAGCUUUUAUCAAACACUACCGCGAGGAUCCCGAUCAGCAGAAUCUUAUAGAUUGGAUACAGGAGGAUUGGCUGCAGUGUUGCGGCAUUGAUGGGCCCAAGGAUUGGGAUAGCAAUAAUUAUUUCAAUUGCUCCUCGAUAGCAAUCGGCAGCCGCGAGGCGUGUGGUGUGCCCUUCUCCUGCUGUCGCCGGCGACCGCAGGAGGUUAUCAAGAACAAGCAAUGCGGCUACGAUGUGCGCAAGGAGGGCUAUCCAGUGGAUAGAAAUAUACACGAGCGUGGUUGCUUGCGCGCUGGAGAGGAUUGGCUGGAGACGAAUCUAAUAGGCGUGGCUGCCUCCUGUGUAGCCCUGCUCAUCACGCAGGGCAUGGAGCUGUCCAAGAUUAUUUAUGAAAAAGGCUGCGUCCAGGCUGGCGAAGAAUGGAUUGAGCAUAAUUUAAUUAUCAUUUCCACGGCAGCUAUCGGUGUUAUGUUUUUUCAGAUUCUGGGCAUUUGCUUUGCGCAAAACCUACGCGCCGAUAUCUAUACACAAAAAUCCAAAUGGCACUGACAAAUGGCGCACGCUGCCCCCACAGCACUCUAGACAGGUAAGGACACAAUCACAGUAACAACAAUUAGCGGCAAUUGAACUUUAGCAACAACAACUGAACAAACAACUCAACAACUACAACAACUACAACUAUAACAACACAAUGCAUCAUCUAAAUCUACGCUUCGGUUAGUUACCUAUACUAUAAUUACCUAACUAUAUAUAUGAGUGUCUACUAAACGCAAACGCAUUCCGUCUCUAUGGACAUUGACUAAACUAUUAACUAGGUUGCCAAAUUUUUUGCUGUUUUACGUACGCUUCGUUUUACCCAACAUUUUCUAUACAUUUUUACAUAAAAUCGACGAACGUGAGUAAAAAAAAAUUAACUCGAAAUGCAGCUGUGAUAUAUUUUUAGUGAAUGUAUAGAAACGAGACGAAAAAGAACAAAAACAAACAAAAAGAAAAAUUUAUAUAUAUUUCAAUUGCAAAGAAAAUUUGACGCACAACAAGACCUUCGGCACACCGAAGCUUAAAAAUACCCUAACAGAGCGAAAAAAACGCACAAAACAGAAUUUUUGUAUUAACAAGAAAUAAAAUUAGCGAGAUAUUUGUUAUAUAAGCUAAAUAGAGAAGCUGUAGAUAAAUAAAUGAAGCUCACUUUGAAGUCGAAAACUCGUCUGUAAGGGUAUUUAGAGCACAAAAUGUCAUUUCUUAUGUAAGCAGCAAAAUCUAUCACUAUGAAACCUAAACAAAAAAAAAACAAAUAUUUUUUAUAACACCAAUGAACAAAAACCAGAAACUUUUGCGUGGGGGCACAUGAAAAAUAUUAAAAAAAAAAAAUUAAAAUAAAAAUACAAUUUAAAGUAGUUUGCUAAUUAGAUUUUUGACGAGCUUGCAAAUAUAUAAAAAAUAUAAUAAUUAAUAUAUAACUCAUGUGUGUAUAUAUAUAUAUUUUUGCAUAAUACCUUUAUUUUUCCGCUAAUGUAUUUCCUUAUUUGCACUGUGCUGCAAAUUUAAACAACUUGUAUUAUUGCAUAAGAGCUACUAAGCACGUGAGUUGUGUUCAUUAUGAGUUUUUCAAAAUAAGACUGCUCUCGAAUUAGUCGAAACAACUUUGGCACACAAUGAAAUAAUGUUUGUAAACAAGUUCGUCAGUUCGGCAGUUCGUUAACAUUGAACAAAAUAUUUAUAAUACGAUCGAGAUAUGAGAUCCAAGAUAUAUAUAACAUAUUUAGAUUAACAAAUCCAAGGAGAACAUUCUGUUUGAACUGUAGAUUAGCUCAGAAAUAGGUGAAAAACAAUAACGUAUAGGAAUCUGAGUUAUAUUCUGUUGUAUGUAUUAGAAUGUGUUGUAUUAUUUGUCGUCCCAUUUAAACACUGCCCUAAGAAACCAAUUUUAAUAUAACAUUUUUGUAAAAAAAAAAACCUCCCUCUAUUUGUAUUUCGAAGAAUUUACAUUCGAACACCAAAAUGAGUCUCUAACAUUUUUGAAAUAUUUUUGAGAAUCUCAAAAAUCUCUACAAAUUUAUUGAUAUUAACUGAACACGGUAAUAUCCCGCAAGACAAAGUAUUUUUUACUGGAUAAUCUCCAUUUGCCAAUGAACACAAUAUUUCACACAAAACACAAAUUAUGAGAACUAAAACUACAUCUAAGCGAAUAAGUUGAAUUCCACAAGGAACAACAUAAAGAAAAGUCGAGAAAUUUCUCAAGUUUUAUAGCGUUUACCGAAAAAGUCAAUUGAUAACGAGCUAAAUAAAAUAAAAUGUAAUUAAUUAAGCAAUGUUUAUUGUAAUAAUAACAGCUAAGAUUAGCAAAUAUUAUAGCUUGACAAGGUUGUUGUGGUCAAUCAAUAACUGCUUCUAAUAAUACGAAUAAAGAAACGCUUGUAAAUUAUAAUAAAAAAAAAA
Drosophila virilis is the source of this 3105-nucleotide messenger RNA. It is a transcript of the gene Tsp26A, whose product is annotated as Tetraspanin 26A. The record is from RefSeq and is a predicted model, not a curated record. Gene Ontology annotation, cellular component: plasma membrane. NCBI's taxonomy places the organism in Eukaryota, Metazoa, Arthropoda, Insecta, Diptera, Drosophilidae.